GUUUCACCCCACUGCAGCCCUGGACAGCACACGGGCGAUUAGAUGCGCUCGCAUAGGCGGGCUAGCUUAUCGGCGGUAUACGGGGACUCUCUCUGGGCGAGCGUCCCUCCUCCACCAUGAUCGCAUUCCCUCUCGACUCUGUCUUGACCAAAGCGCUAGGCACCCACCACCUGCACCGUUCCUGCCCCGAUCCACGCGUCACAAGGGUACUCCCAUGUGCCUGGCAGAGCCUCGACACGCCCGUAGUACUGCAUAGCUGAGACCGCGAACCAGCCUUCCCACGCAUUCCGCCCAUUCCUCCCAUUCCUCCGCCACCAGCGACUGCGCGCAAACCAUGAUGGACACAGCCGAUCGCGGGAGCUUAUACGAGCACGACAUCCCGUCGCUGAGCGCGUCGCUCGAAGCCUUCGACCCGGAGCGCAGCAUGCACUCGGCCUACAGCGGCCGCUCCAACAUGCAUUCGUCGCGCUGGAGUGUGCCCCAAGACGAGGUAGACUCUGAGACCGAGUCGGACGGACCAUGGGCGCCACCAGCAUGGCAAAAGUCCCAAUCCAGCAACCACUGGUACAGAAAGUCGCUACUCGGUGAAAGCGCCAUGCGCAACAGCCCGUCCAAGUCGCCGUUUGAGUACCGCACCGAUCGCGACGUUACACCCUCGCGCAUACCACUGCCAGAGUCGCCCUACAAGCAAACACCGCGCACCAGCCCCGAACCCAUUCCCGAGGAGGAGCAGAGAUACAUGUCGACCAACAUUGCGUCGCGACUACAGAGCCCGGAGGAGGAGCCGCAACCGAGCGCGGGCGCAUUGGCGGGGACCGAGUCAACGCUGUCACAACAUGACGACGGGGGGCCAGUCGAGGGCUUCAUGCGCUUUGCGUACAGAGGAGAAGCUAAGUUCCGCACAGCGCCCAUCGAAGAUACAAUCACCACUUUUGCAAGUGGCCUUCACAUCUUUACGAGGUCAAGAGCCAACCUCAUCUUUACCGUCGCGACUCUUUUAAUGUCUUACCUAUUGCUGCACCCCUGGCAAGCCAGUCUCAUUCCAGAUGUCGCAAAUGUCGCCAGCAUGGCGAAACAGUUCGAGCCUCUCCUAUACGCUUCAGAGAGUGUCAUUCCACGGUCGCGCGAGCUCGCAGACGCCAGUAUCGCAGUGCAAGACCUGGGAGAGAGCGUCCGUGCGACUAACAUGUCUGCGUCGCCAGUCAUCAUAGAUCAGCUGGACGACCUGGGCGAUAGUCUCAGGAUCCUAUCCGAGAAGAUUACCAGCUUCUUUACCAAUGUAGAUGGCGAUAUGGACUCCAUCCUCAUUACUAUGGAAUGGGCCAAGCGAGAGCUAGCAAGUAUUCAAGGCCCAAAGGUUGGCAUGAUUGAUACAGUCAUCGACAAUGUCCACGGCGGCCUCAACGCGAUUGGCCUGCUUGAGCGCAACGGCGAAGCUACAGCCGUCGGCCGUGUCGUCAAUGAUAUCCUUGGACACACUACACAACAGCGGUCGAAAGCUACCCUGCAGCGCACGUUCGACUACCUCCUGACCACCCUAGAGGAGAACAUUGCAAACGAGCUCGCACGCGCAGACGUCCUCUUCCAACUCUUUGAAAGUGUAGACCGCCAAUUCCACAAUCUCCACCGCUCCGUCGCUAAAGAGGAAGACUCACUCGCAAACCGCAAAGACGAGUUCCUCGCUUCCAUGUGGCGUACCUCCAUCAACAACAAGAUGAAGAUCAAAAAGUACGAAAAGAAUCUCAAGCUACUCAAAGACGUGCGCGCGUCGACCCUCAUCAACAAAUCGGAGCUGAAAGUGCAUAUCCAAAUUAUCCAUUCCGUUAGGGACCAACUAGACAAAGCACGCAAGAACCUCAUCAGCCCUCUGAUCCGCGCCGCGCAGAGUAACAGCUUUGGCUUGGACCAGCAGUUGAACGACUUGACGGGUACAUACGGGUUCCUGAAGACGCUGAGAGAUGAUCAGAAGAAGAAGGUUCGACAGCAAAUGUGGGGCGAGCCCAAGAAGCGCAUUGCCAUUACUGCUGGUGGGAAGGAAGAAGAGAUUGAGGGGGACAGCGAGUAACUUGCUCACCUCUAGUCUCUCUCUUUCUGCCUCCUUUUUGAAUACUGUUUCCUGGCGUUCAAAUGCAUAGCUUACCUCUCUUGCUUGGCUACUACUAGCUGCUGCUUCUUUCUUGAUCGUUCUAGCAUGGCGACUUGGUUAGAUAAAGGAGCGGUGUCUUGGUUAUAUUUAACGCGGCGUCUCAUGAGAUAUGUAUCGUGGCGUGUUGGACAUAUCAUAUGUAUGGCAUUGUUGCCUUGAUACUUUUGUAAGAGACAUGGGUGGGAUGGAGGCGUUUGUGUUGCCAACAGCUUCGUACAAGCAUUACCACUAUCACAUACUGAUAUCAAUCUAAACAUGAAUAUCAUUAUGCUUUCGUCGUUUUCUGGAACAGGAUACGACUUGCAGUGCACUGGAGUUUUGUAAAGGAGCG
This is a messenger RNA of Alternaria rosae, 2477 nucleotides long. RefSeq lists its product as uncharacterized. Lineage: Eukaryota; Fungi; Ascomycota; Dothideomycetes; Pleosporales; Pleosporaceae. The transcript is spliced from 3 exons. Bases 335 to 2065 code for a protein of 576 amino acids. The record is from RefSeq and is a predicted model, not a curated record.